AUGACACUUUCCGUCUCCCUAGGCAUCGCUACUUUGGUUUACACCUGGAUGUCCCCAGGGUCUGUAUCUGGCCUUCGAUCGGCUGCGUUCACAGGCUCUGUGUACUGGCUGGCCGGGCUUGCCAGCGCGUUGUUCCCCGGCACCAGCGGCCUCGAUCCUGAUUUUGGUGGUCCGGGAUUCCCGCAAGGGCCCAUGUUCGCAUUGUUCUCCACGCUGGCCCUUGGUGGCUGGUUGCUGGAGGUGAUGACGACCAGAAAGAGGGGCCCAGUAGAGAGGGCCCAGACUAAGAGUGGAUGA
Grosmannia clavigera kw1407 is the source of this 297-nucleotide messenger RNA. RefSeq lists its product as uncharacterized. NCBI's taxonomy places the organism in Eukaryota, Fungi, Ascomycota, Sordariomycetes, Ophiostomatales, Ophiostomataceae. Bases 1 to 297 code for a protein of 98 amino acids. The record is from RefSeq and is a predicted model, not a curated record. The transcript has a single exon.